AUGUGGGAAAUUUGUAAGAAUCGAUCGGCUUCGGAGCAAGAAGUGGACAGAACCAUUCAAUACAUUAGAGAUACCAUUCUUGAACUUCAAAAGUUGGAAACCAAGCAAUCGGAAAUUAUUUCUGUUGGAGGAGUGUCCGCUCAAGUGAGAAGAAGUCCUUUGGGCGUUGUUUUGUGUGUGGCACCAUUUAAUUAUCCAUUCAAUGAGACAUACACAACAUUGAUUCCUGCCUUAAUUAUGGGUAACGUGGUCAUUUUAAAGACACCAAGAACGGGUGGUUUGUGCCAUUAUCCAACCUUGGAAUUGUUUAAGGAAUGUUUCCCAGCUGGUGUUGUCAAUGUCAUUCACGGCUCAGGCAGAGAAACUCUUCCAGCCAUGAUGAAAACAGGUUUGAUUGAUGUUUUGGCAUUUAUUGGAACUCACAAUGCUGCCAACUCACUCAUCAAUUCCCAUCCAAAUCUCUUCAAAUUGAGAAAUGUGUUGGGAUUAGAUGCCAAAAAUGCUGCCUUUGUGUUACCUGAAGCUGAUAUUGAUGUUGCUGUCGCUGAAUGUGCAUUGGGAGCUUAUUCUUUCAAUGGUCAAAGAUGUACUGCCCUUAAGGUUUUGUUUGUUCACGAAUCCAUUGUCGAUGAAUUUGUUGCAAAAUUCUCAAAGGCCAUUGAUAACUUGAAGAUGGGAUAUCCAUGGGAGUCUGGAGUGAGUAUUACUCCAUUGGCAGAACCUCAAAAGCCAUCAGUCUUGAGAGAUCUCAUUAAGGAUGCUGUUGAAAAGGGAGCAAAAAUUGUGAAUGAAAGAGGAAUUCAAUUUUCACAAGAUCAGGAAACUAAUCUUGAGAAGCGUAUUGAUAGAGGAUGUUCGGCCUUGUUCGCACCUACUGCUCUUUAUCCUGUCACUGCAGAUAUGAAGGUGUAUCAUGAAGAACAAUUUGGUCCAAUUACACCAAUUGUGAAAUAUUCUACAGUGCAAGAACUUGAAGAUUACAUCACACAAACUUCCUUUGGUCAACAAGCUUCUGUAUUUAUUAAGACAGAGUCUGGAGUUGCAGUGAAUUCUGAAUACUUUGUUCCUUUGGUGGAUUUAUUGACUCAUCAUGUCAGUCGUAUUAAUAUUAAUUGUCAAUGCGUAAAACGAGGUCCAGAUUCAUAUCCAUUUACAGGACGUAAGAACAGUGCUGUGGGUACAUUAUCUGUGUACGACGCUUUAAGAGCCAUGUCCAUUAGAGCUCUUGUUGCCACCAAAGAAAGCGGAAAGAAUGUUCAAAUGUUGCAAGAAAUUAGAGAAUCAGGAAAAUCACAAUUUAUUAGAGAGUUCCCAAGCAAAAAGUAA
Naegleria lovaniensis is the source of this 1326-nucleotide messenger RNA. RefSeq lists its product as uncharacterized. Lineage: Eukaryota; Heterolobosea; Eutetramitea; Acrasida; Naegleriidae. Gene Ontology annotation, molecular function: succinate-semialdehyde dehydrogenase (NAD+) activity. The transcript has 5 exons. The record is from RefSeq and is a predicted model, not a curated record. The coding region runs from base 1 to 1326 and encodes 441 amino acids.